Micromonas commoda is the source of this 798-nucleotide messenger RNA. RefSeq lists its product with no specific name. The transcript has a single exon. Bases 1 to 798 code for a protein of 265 amino acids. The record is from RefSeq and is a predicted model, not a curated record. NCBI's taxonomy places the organism in Eukaryota, Viridiplantae, Chlorophyta, Mamiellophyceae, Mamiellales, Mamiellaceae.
AUGUCGACGCUCACGACCGCGACAUCCGCGUUCGUCACGGGUCGACGUGUGACCUCCGGCGCUCGCGCGACGACCGCGACCAGGCUCGUUCGCCCCGCGCCGCCGCGCGGACCCUUACGCGUGGAGGCCAUGGGUUUUGGCGAUAGGAAGAAGAAGGUUCCAAAGGUCGACGAAUCAAUGGGGGGUGCCGUGGGGGGUGCGGUCCUCGGCGGCCUCCUGCUCGGUCCAUUCGGGGCGAUCAUCGGCGGGAAUAUGGGCGCAAACUUCGGCGCGGGUAAGAAGGCUGCGCGCAUGGAAGACGAGGCGCUCCGCAAGCAGGGCAUUAGCAAAGAGAUGGUCCAGAUGGUCACGGAGGUGGCGCAGUCGCUGGCCAACGCGGAGGAUGCCUUGAAGACAGCCAAGGAGUCCCUCAAGUUUGAGCUCGAGGAUACACUGAGCCUCGAAGCGGAGGCGAACGAACUUUACAACAUGGCAUCCGCCGCGGUUCAGUCCGGAGACGACGACACCGCCAGGAAACACCUCACCGAGCGGAAGCGCGUGGAAGCGAAGAUGGAGGAUGCCAAGCGACGAGCCGCCGAGGCCAAAGGGAGAGUGCAGAGGGUAGAACAGAGCGUGGAAUCCCUGGCGUCGCAGGCAAAGAAGCUGGAGAGCGUUUUAAAGGAGAACAUGGCCAACGCGGCGGAGCUCAACGCGAGGGAGGCGGCGGCCAAGUUCCAGGACGCUAUGGCGCCUUCUGUGACCGAACUCGAGCUGGACGACCCGCUGGAGAGGAAGUUCCGGGAGCUGGAGGGCCGGUGA